Messenger RNA from Penicillium canescens, 1467 nucleotides. Its product is annotated as putative 2-methylcitrate dehydratase (PrpD). Gene Ontology annotation, molecular function: lyase activity. The transcript has 2 exons. The record is from RefSeq and is a predicted model, not a curated record. NCBI's taxonomy places the organism in Eukaryota, Fungi, Ascomycota, Eurotiomycetes, Eurotiales, Aspergillaceae. The coding region runs from base 1 to 1467 and encodes 488 amino acids.
AUGCCAAACCCCUACGAUAAACCAAUAAUGGACAUAGUGGACUACGUCUACAAGCACACCCUCGACGAAACCGACGAAAAGAUAUGGAGCAGCGCGCGAACAGCCCUCCUAGACGCAAUGGCCUGCGCAAUCUCAACAGCUGCAACAAGUUCCGAAUGCAUUCGACUCCUCGGUCCCGUUGUUGAAGGGACGACUGUACCGGAUGGGUUUCGCGUACCUGGGACGGCGUUGGUGGUUGAUCCAGUUACUGGGGCUUUUGGGAUGGGGGUUUUGAUUCGGUAUUUGGAUUUUAAUGAUGCGCUGGGUGGUGUUGAGUGGGGACAUCCUUCUGAUAAUCUCGCUGCUAUCCUUCCAGUUAUGGAUUGGUUGGCUCGUUCAUCUGCUUCUGGGCGGAGGGUCCAUAAAGGCCCGCCGUUAACGAUGCAGACGCUUUUGAUUGCACUUGUCAAGGCAUACGAGGUACAGGGGUGUUAUCAGAUGCAGAACGCUUUCAAUGCCUAUGGGAUUGACCAUGUAGUUCUCGUUAAACUGGCAUCCGCUGCCGUUGUUUCUUGGUUGCUUGGGUUGAGUGAGGAGCAAGCCAUGGCGACCAUUUCGCAUGUCUGGAUGGAUGGUCAUCCGAACCGGGUGUACCGGGCGGGUGCUAAUACUAUCCCGAGAAAAGGGUGGGCGGCGGGUGAUGCGGCGAGGAGAGCUGUGCAGUUGGCUCUUAUUGUUGAACAGGGCCAGCCUGGGUCGCCCGGUGCUUUGAGUGCGAAGCCGUGGGGGUUCUGGGAGCGGACGUUUGGUGAGGCGGAGUUUAAGUUCCCGCGACCAUUUGGGUCUUGGGCGGUGCAGAAUGUGUUAUUCAAGACUAUGCCCGUAGAAGGGCACGCGAUCUCGGCGGUGGAGGCCGCCAUAUUGCACGCUCGGCUGUUUCGACAAAAGGGGCUGUCCGAUCCUCUUGGGCAGAUCAAACAGAUUGAUCUUAGAACAACUGCAGCUGCGUAUUUGAUUGUGAACAAGCAAGGUACGCUGCACAAUGCUGCUGACCGUGACCAUUGCAUUCAGUAUGUUGUCGCCUUGGCUUUCUUGAAGGAAGGCCCGCCAGAGGCUGCAGACUACUUAGACAAGAGCCCUUGGGCAACCAGAGAGGAGUUAAGAUCGUUGCGAGAGAGAAUCAUGGUGCGUCCUGACUCGAAGCUUACACAGGAUUAUUUUGAUCUGGAUAAGAAGAGCAUCGGCGCAGGAAUGACGGUCCAUCUGGUAGAUGGCUCCUCCAUGCCUGAAAUCUUGGUAGAAUACCCCGUGGGACAUGCACGGCAUCCUCGAACACCGGCAGCGGCACAGAACAAAUUUUUCCAGAACAUGGGGCAGAUGUUCUUAGCAGCGGAGAUCGGUCGCAUAUUGGGGGCGGUUCAAAAGCCAGGUCUGCCAGUCUCAGACUUUGUGGAUCUGUUUGUUCCGACGGGAAAGGCGAGACUGUAG